AUGGCCACUCAAGGCUACUACGGUGGCUACUCGCUUGUGCGCUCUAGUACAAACGCCGCCUCCGGCGCAACGUGUGGCUGCGCGUGUUGCUCUUCGAAUGCGGCGUCAGCCAAGGAUGGGACACGACCGGCAGGAUUGUCCCGGAUGAAUUUCGCUUCAUGCAACAGCGAUUGGAUGCCAUCCCUCGCCACAUCCUCGGCAGCUGGGGCACGUUCCACUGUGACGCCCGGUGAGGCGAUGGAGCCCUUGGCCUCCAACGCGAGCACUCUAGCUCGUUUCCCCCUCUUUCAGGCUCUCUGGGCGAUGCAGAAUUUUUAUCGCUGGAUGCCUCUCUGUGCCACGGCAGCUAGCAACAGGCCUGCAACAAACGCCGCCACAAACACCGCCGCCGCCACAGCCACAGCAGCCACCGCCGCCGCCACAGCAGCCACUCCCACCUCCGCAGCCACCUCAGCUGGGGCUUCAACGCGCGCCGACCCGAAAAAACCGCGUCCUGCCAUUCCGAUGCCCAUCGGCAGCGACACAUGGACUGCGCUUAACGAUACCGUACUUGCGGCUAAAACUGGCGUCGUCGCGACAAGGCAUAGUUUGAAACGCCCAGUGCCUCCACUGGCCAUUGGUGUGACCGACGCGGAUCUUGAUCAGGGGACGAGGUCAACAACCAAUGGACCAGAACCACUCUUCCGCGAUCUAUUAGGCGCGUCUUCGCCGUCCGAGGUGCCUACCUACACCGCCUUCACUUGUAACAGGAACAGUAGCAAGAAGAUGGAACCCAUUCCCGUGGAUGUCCUUUUCUCAGGCCAGCAGGAUGAAGAGGAAGAAGGAUGGCAGAAGCAUUAUCGUCAUCAUCAUCCUGUUCCACCUGCCCCAAUUUCUGUGAGCCCAUUGUUGUCGCCUCAUGCAGAAAACACACCGGGGCCUGAAGAUCACUUGCAACAGCAUCAAAAUCAGUACGAGGCGGCUGAAAUUCCCUCGUCCGAGGAAGAUUAUGUAUUACGUUCACCCCUUAUGGGGAUGAAAAUGUGCUCUGCCGGCAGGUCACCCACACCCAAGCAGACGCAGCAAGAAAAGAGUACGAUUCAUCUUUUAUCUAAUGGGAUAAAUGGUGCUACUCGAAAUGGCACUCAACACCAGAGCCGCUUGCUGACGGAAGGCGACGAGGGCACGCCUUUGUUUGAGGAAGACGACGAGGAUGCCUUGGAGCAUAUUAAGCAGUUAGUCAAUAUUGUCCUCUCGGUGAAUGCUUUGGAGAAUGCCUCCACAGAUGCAACUGAAGUUUCCAAGCCAAAGAAGAAGCUAGAGUUUGACAUGGAGUGGAUGAAUUCUCGGUUCCAAAGCGAGCAGCAGACCACCUUCUUUCAAGGUUUUUAG
Messenger RNA from Trypanosoma conorhini, 1371 nucleotides. RefSeq lists its product as uncharacterized. NCBI's taxonomy places the organism in Eukaryota, Euglenozoa, Kinetoplastea, Trypanosomatida, Trypanosomatidae. The record is from RefSeq and is a predicted model, not a curated record. The transcript has a single exon. Bases 1 to 1371 code for a protein of 456 amino acids.